CCUGCGGUGCGUGGCCGGUAACAUCGUCGCUGCCUUCACUCCUGACUGUAUCUCUUGUAUGGAGACAGCGGUGGGGUACGCGGUGUUCAACGCUACAAAGAGUCUCUCCUACCUGUAAUUGCUCUCGUUAGCACCGGUUCAUAACACGUUCGAGUUAUACAUUACAUAGAAAAGCCUCCUUUUAAUUGACGCUAUGACUGGACAUUUUUUUCCCCCCCGGCCAGUGUUUAGUUCACUUCGAUAUUAAGCUUGUAUGCGGCAUUCAAGACACGCAGCGUUUAUUUCCAUUAGUUGUAACUUUUGGAAAUGGUCGGCAGUGAUGGUUCGCUUCACCUCGAUGGCGACAAUUGACGUUGGUGGAUCCCAUUCAAGCCGAAAUGAAUGAUUAUUCGAUAGUGGUUCUAAUUCUCCAAAUAUAAUGCGUUAUGUUAUGCGAUCUGAAAACCAUUGCAGAUGACACCAGCCACUUUAAAUUGCCAACAAAUGUUAACGGAGAUUGGUGUGUUUGCCUCAACACCACAGUCAUUGGGGCAGUGCUGCUUUUACUAGCUCUUAUAGAUGCCGGUAUCCGCUCAGUGGAACUACUGUAAUGUAGCCUACAAGUCAAACAACCGGUUUGAAAACGGUGUAUUGACAAUGCUACCGCGGUGUUCGCCCAAGCUGAUUUCAAGAAGCUGUCGUGCUGGCUUAUCCAGACUUCAGUAGCUUUAUUUAUCACCCUCAGUGUUCUGCCUUCAUUUUAGUGAAAUUAGGGGGACUGCAUUAAUUACAUGCCUGGUUAAAAUAAUCCCUGCACUCCAAAACUAGCUAAUCCAGUGGUAACUGUCGUACGAGUGGUCUGUUGUUAUUGCAACACCGGUGGUGUUGCCUUCACAUUCUGCACUGGUAGAUACUAAUGAUAAACCACGCUUAACACCCUACAGAGAGGUUUUGCCCAGUACGGGAGCCUUCAGGCCACUGAGGCCACCAGCCAUCACGGGCCUUACCUGUACAAACGAAAGUACCAGGGUAUCUGGAGAAUGAACGGCAGAUUCCUCCUUGAUACCAAAAUUCUGGACUCACCGUUUCCUCUUCCGGUUUGGAGGGGUGGCCUUUACUUGUAUUGUAGGGGCAGGGCUGCUGGAUGUGAAGGAACUGAAGAAUACCACCGGGUUGAGAUUAGAAAGUAGCUGAGAGUCCCUCUUGGAUAGUGACUGGCACAAGAGUCUCUGUCUAAGCCAUAUUUGAGUAGCACCAAAAAAAUGGUUUAUAACAUGAAGACACCGGAACUCAGUGUAGUUUGCUGACUUGACCAUGUGGUUGAGGAACUGGCAGACAGUCCACCAUCUUUCUCUCCAACCACAUUGCCAGCUUUGUUUGUCUAUGAGGCUUAAAGUGAUUAAGCAUGGAUGACAUAGUCAUAGCAGGCAUAUCAGGCCGUUUGCCUGAGUCCAACAAUCUGGAGGAAUUCUGGGAAAACCUUCUCAAUGGUGUGGACAUGGUGACAGAGGACAACCGACGGUGGACACCAGGUCUGUAUGGUCUUCCAAAGAGGAACGGUAAACUGAAGGACAUCAGCCACUUCGAUGCAGUCUUCUUCGGAGUCCACCCCAAACAGGCCAACACUAUGGACCCCCAGCUCCGUCUCAUGCUGGAGAUUGCCUAUGAGGCUAUUGUAGAUGGAGGACUGAACCCGGUUACACUGCGCGGCAGUAAGACGGGCGUUUACAUCGGGGUGAGUGGCUCGGAGGCUGGCGAGGCAUUCAGCAGAGACCCAGAGGAGCUGCUGGGCUACAGCAUGACUGGCUGCCAACGCGCCAUGUUGGCCAACAGACUCUCCUACUUCUUUGACUUCAGUGGCCCCAGCACCGCCAUCGACACAGCCUGCUCCUCCAGCUUGCUGGCUUUAGAAAACGCCUUCCACGCCAUUCGCCAGGGCCAGUGUGAUGCUGCUCUGGUGGGGGGAGUCAACUUGCUGCUCAAGCCAAACACCUCAGUACAGUUCAUGAAACUGGGCAUGCUCAGUCCUGAGGGGACCUGCAAGUCCUUCGACGCAUCAGGAAAUGGAUACUGCCGCUCUGAGGCAGCAGUGGCAGUACUGCUGACCAAGCGAUCAGUGGCUAAAAGGGUCUACGCCACAGUGGUCAAUGCUGGCAACAACACAGAUGGAUACAAAGAGCAAGGUGUAACGUUUCCAUCAGGUGAAAUGCAGCAGAGGCUGGUUAGGUCUCUCUACCAGGAGGCGAAUAUAACUCCUGAGCAGGUGGAAUACAUCGAAGCCCACGGCACCGGAACAAAGGUUGGGGACCCGCAGGAAGUGAAUGGCAUUGUCAGUGUGUUCUGUCAAUCAAAGCGAGAGCCUCUGCUUGUUGGCUCCACCAAAUCCAACAUGGGCCAUCCAGAGCCAGCCUCUGGUCUGGCUGCCCUGGCAAAGGUGUUGCUUUCUUUGGAGCGAGGAGUCUGGGCUCCCAACCUGCACUUCAACAGUCCUAAUCCUGACAUUCCCGCCCUCACUGAUGGUCGGGUGCAAGUCGUUGACCGGCCUAUUCCCAUCCGAGGAGGCAUAGUGGGCAUCAACUCUUUUGGAUUUGGGGGUUCAAAUGUUCAUCUGAUUCUACGUCCAACUGAGAGACCAGCUGAGGCAACUGCACCGCCCAGGACGAUUCCCAGGUUGCUUCAGGCCUGUGGCCGUACAGAAGCUGCAGUGAACACCUUGCUCCAAAAGGGGAAGGAACACGCUGCAGAUGACAGCUUCCUGUCUUUGCUGAAUGAGAUUUCAGGAGUUCCCACUACCAGCAUGCCCUACCGAGGCUACAGUCUGGUUGGCUCUCAGAGUGACAUUAUGGAAGUGCAACAGGUGCAGGCCUCUGCCAGGCCGCUCUGGUAUAUCUGUUCAGGUAUGGGAACACAGUGGGCAGGUAUGGGCCGCAGUCUCAUGCAGCUGCAAGACUUCAGAGAGUCCAUCCUGCGGUCCGACGCAGCCCUGAAGGACAUCGGCCUGGUGGUGUCUCGAAUGCUCAUGGAGGCUGACGAUGCUACUUUUGAAGACACUGUUCAUGCCUUUGUUGGCCUUGCUGCCGUACAGAUAGCUCAGAUCGACCUGCUCACUAAGAUGGGUCUGCAGCCCGACGGCAUCAUAGGACACUCAGUGGGAGAGCUGGCCUGUGGCUAUGCCGAUGGCUCCCUCAGCCACAGUGAGGCUAUCCUGGCUGCCUACUGGAGAGGCCGCUGCAUCAAGGAGGCCAACCUUCCUCCAGGAGGCAUGGCUGCAGUCGGGUUGACCUGGCAGGAGUGUAUGGCUCAGUGUCCUCAGGGAGUCGUACCCGCCUGCCACAAUGCUGAGGACACUGUCACCAUCUCUGGUCCUCAGGACGCAAUCAAUAAAUUUGUGUCCGAGCUAAAAGAGCAGGGAGUGUUUGCAAAAGAGGUGCGCAGCGCUGGCGUUGCUUUCCAUUCUUACUACAUGGCCUCCAUCGCUCCUACCCUGCUAGCUGCUCUAAAGAAGGUGAUCAAGGAGCCGCGGCAGCGUUCGGCACGCUGGGUGAGCACCAGCAUUCCUCAGUCUGAUUGGGACUCUCCUCUGGCUCUGUAUAGCUCAGCUGAUUACCAUGUCAACAACCUGGUGAGCCCUGUGCUGUUCCAGGAGGGCCUCAGUCUGGUUCCUGAAAAUGCUGUGGUGGUGGAGAUAGCACCUCAUGCCCUGCUGCAGGCCAUCCUGAAGCGUAGCCUGAAGCACACAUGUUCCAUCCUCCCCUUGAUGAAGAGAGGCCACACCAACAACCUUGAGUUCUUCCUCUCUAACAUUGGCAAAGUCUACAUGAAUGGCAUCAAUGUGAAUGGUAAUGGCCUUUGCCCAGCCGUGAAGUACCCUGUGCCAGUUGGUACCCCUUUGAUCUCUCCCUUGGUGCACUGGGACCAUGCCCAGACCUGGGAUGUCCCCAAGGUCGAGAAUUUUUCCUCUGGCUCAGGAGGAUCCAAUUCUGCCACCAUCUAUAACAUUGACAUAAACCCAGAGUCUCCAGACUAUUACCUGAUUGGACACUGCAUUGAUGGACGUGUCCUCUACCCGGCAACGGGUUACCUGGUGCUGGCCUGGCGUACCUUUGUGAGAAGUCUAGGGGUUGUCAUGGAAAACACUCCUGUAACUUUUGAGGACGUCACCAUCCACAGAGCCACCAUCCUACCAAAGACCGGCUCUGUCCAGUUGGAGGUGCAUCUCAUGCCUGCCACCAACAGGUUUGAGGUUUCAGAGAACGGAAACCUGGCUGUCAGUGGUAAGGUGAGCAUUCUGGAGGAUGCAGCCCUCAAUUCAUUCCAUUGUCAGAUAAGCAAGCAAGCUGCCAACGACGGUGGUGACCCCAAAAUGAAGCUUACAGCACAUGAUAUCUACAAAGAGCUGCGACUGCGCGGCUAUGACUAUGGGAAGACCUUCCAAGGCAUCCUGGAGUCCAACAAUGCAGGGGACAGCGGGAAGCUGCAAUGGACAGGAAACUGGGUGACCUUUCUUGACACCAUGCUGCAGAUGAUCGUCGUCGGGCUGUCGGGUCGUAGUCUGCGCUUGCCAACCAGAAUCCGCUCAGUCUAUGUUGAUCCAGCCGUCCAUCUGGAGAAGAUCUGCGAGUACACUGAUGGAAAGCAAGCUGUGGAUGUCCACGUAAGCCGUUGCCUUGACAACAUCGUUGCUGGUGGAGUCCAGAUCUGCGGCCUGCAUGCCACGGUGGCCCCGCGUCGGCAGCAGCAGCAGAGUCCCCCUACCCUGGAGGAGUUUAUGUUUGUUCCCUAUGUGGAGACAGAGUGCCUGACAACCAAUGGGAAACUUGCAGAGCAGCUGAGGCUCUGCAAAGGUUUAAUCCACAGACUGCAGCGAAAGUUGGCCCCUCACGGUGUCAAGAUCUCCAUCCCCGGGCUACAAGGGGAGUCAGACAGCCCUCUUCCUAGCCCUGAACCCUCUCAGCCCGGCCUUGUACGGCUGCUGGCCCUGCUUUGCAGCCUGGAGCUGAAUGGGAAUCUGCACUCUGAGCUGGAGCAGACGGUGGAGAAGGAGAGGGCAUGUCUGCUGCAAGACAGCCUGCUGCAGGGCCUCCUAGACAACCCUGCCCUCAGACACUGCCUGGACAUCACCAUGGAAAACAGCAUGCCUGGCAGGAUCAAAGUCCUAGAGGCUCUCUCCAAUGAUGGCCAGCUCUUCUCUCGUGUGGUACCCCUGCUCAACAUCCAGCCCAUGCUGCAUGUGGACUACACUGCCACGGCGACCAACCUAGACCUUCUGACCACCCACCAAGCCACCCUAGAGGAGCUGGCAGUUGCUUCAGCUCAGUGGGAUCCCCUGAUGGGUCCGGCUCCCGGAGGCUUGGUAGGAGGGGCAGACCUAGUGGUGUGUAACCACGCCUGGGGCCCGCUAAGCUUGGACCCUGGACUGCUGAUGUCAAAUCUGUCUUCUGGAGCCAAACAAGGAGGGUUUGUUCUCCUCCACACCCUGCUGAAGGGAGAAACUCUGGGGGAGACAGUUGCCUUCCUCUCCAGCACAGCUCAGAGCAGAAGCCAGAAAGGACUACUCACACAGGCCGAGUGGGAGAAGGUGUUCUCUCAGGUCUCCCUCAACCUGGUGGCUGUCAGGAAGUCUUUUUAUGGCUCGGCCCUCUUUCUUUGUCGCUGUCAGUCUCCGGGCAAACAGCCCGUUUUCCUUCCUGUGGAAAACACCGACUACAAUUGGGUGGAAACACUCAAGGAAAUGAUGGCAGAGUCAUCAGACAGUCCAGUGUGGCUGACUGCCUCUCAGGCUAACUGUGGCAUUGUGGGAAUGGUCAACUGUCUUCGGCAGGAGCCAGGUGGCAACCGAAUACGCUGUGCAUUUGUGUCCAAUCUAAACAAUUCUUCAGUAGCACCAAGCCUCCAGCCGGCCCAUAAGUCUAUGCAGUCAGUCCUGGAAGGGGAUCUGGUUAUGAACGUGUUCAGAGAUGGACAUUGGGGCGUCUUCAGACACCAGCUCAUCACUCGCGAUCUAAAUGAAGAGUUGACGGAGCAGGCCUACGUCAAUGUGUUGACUCGAGGUGACCUGUCGUCUCUGCGAUGGAUUGCCUCCCCACUCGGCCACUUUGUUGCCAGCGACACCAACGUGCAACAAUGUCGCGUCUACUAUAGCUCGCUCAACUUCAGAGAUAUAAUGCUUGCCACCGGCAAACUGCCACCAGACGCUAUUCCAGGAGAUAUGGCUCUACAGCAUUGCAUGCUGGGUAUGGAGUUUUCCGGUCGUGACCCCAUUGGUCGGCGUGUGAUGGGGCUGCUACCUGCUAAAGGCCUGGCGACAAGCGUGAAUGCUGACAAACGGUUCCUCUGGGAUGUUCCCUCCAGUUGGACACUGGAGCAGGCCGCCUCCGUGCCAGUGGUCUACGCCACGGCCUACUACUCUCUGGUGGUGCGUGGCAGGCUCCGCCAUGGGGAGACUGUUCUCAUCCACUCGGGGUCGGGCGGGGUGGGCCAGGCUGCCAUCGCCAUAGCACUCAGCAAGAACUGCAAAGUCUUCACUACAGUCGGCUCAACGGAGAAGCGGGCCUACCUGCAGGAGAGGUUCCCUCAGCUCUCGGCAGAGUCCUUCGCUAACUCCAGAGACACCUCUUUUGAACAGCACAUCAUGCUCCACACACAGGGCAAAGGCGUGGAUGUGGUGCUAAACUCUCUGGCUGAGGAGAAACUGCAGGCUAGUAUUCGCUGCUUAGCCCGACACGGGCGAUUCCUGGAGAUCGGCAAAUACGACCUGUCCAACAACUCUCCACUGGGCAUGGCUCUUUUCCUGAAGAAUGUAGCAUUCCACGGCAUCCUGCUGGAUGCCCUCUUUGAAGAGGGUAACCGGGAGUGGGAGGAAGUGUCCCAGCUCCUGAAGGAAGGCAUUGUGGGAGAUGUAGUUCAGCCUCUAAAGACCACGGUGUUUGAGAGGGACCAGGUGGAAGAGGCAUUCAGAUACAUGGCUCAGGGCAAGCACAUUGGCAAGGUCGUCCUGCAGGUCCGUCAUGAAGAGAGGGAUGCCGGAGUUAAAACCUUUUCCCCUUUGUCUCUCUCGGCCAUCUCUCGAACUUUCUGUGUCGCCUCCCACGCCUACAUCAUCACUGGCGGACUGGGGGGCUUCGGUCUGGAGCUCGCUCAAUGGCUGAUUGAGAGAGGAGCUCGCAAACUGGUGCUGACUUCCAGAUCAGGCAUCAGGAAUGGAUACCAGGCAAAGCGAGUGCGCGAAUGGCAGAGUCAAGAUGUGGAGGUACUGGUGUCAACCAGUGAUGUCAGCACGCCGGAGGGAGCAGAGCGACUCAUCGCCGAGGCCGGUGCACUGGGCCCAGUGGGCGGUGUCUUCCACCUAGCCAUGGUGCUGAAAGACGGCAUGUUGGAGAAUCUGACCCCUCAGCUCUUCCUUGAUGUUAACAGACCUAAAUAUGACGGCACCAUAAACCUGGACAAAGUGACAAGAAAGUCGUGUCCAGACCUCAGGUACUUUGUGGCCUUCUCCUCGGUCAGCUGCGGGCGUGGCAACGCUGGCCAAAGUAACUAUGGUUACGCCAACUCCGCCAUGGAGCGUGUGUGUGAAAAGCGCCGCUACGAUGGCCUGCCUGGCCUGGCAGUCCAGUGGGGUGCCAUUGGUGACGUGGGCGUAGUGCUGGAGAGUAUGGGUGGCAAUGAUACAGUGAUUGGUGGCACACUACCACAGCGCAUCCACUCCUGCAUGGAGGUGCUUGACUUCUUCCUGUGCCAGCAGCAGCCGGUGAUGUCUAGUUUUGUACUGGCAGAGAGGAUGGUGGUAAAGAGCGAGGCGGGAAGCCAGAGGGACUUGGUGGAUGCUGUAGCUCACAUUCUGGGUGUGCGGGACGUGAACAGCCUGAAUGCUGAAGCCUCACUGGCUGACCUGGGACUGGACUCCUUGAUGGGCGUGGAGGUUCGUCAGACUCUGGAGCGUGACUACGACAUUGUCAUGGCCAUGAGGGAGAUCCGCCAGCUCACCAUCAACAAGCUGCGAGAGCUGGCCAGUAGCAAACCAGGAGGAUCAAAUGAAUCUCACCACGCUACAGCUAAGAGGGACGGCAUUCACGCUUUGUUGGAAACUGAUCUGACCAAGCUACUAGUCAACCCCAAUGGCCCCACGGUGACACCACUCAACAAGGUUCAGAACCAGGAGAGGCCGCUGUUCCUGGUCCAUCCCAUUGAGGGCUCCAUUGCCGCCUUUAAGACGCUCGCCUCCAAGAUUAGCGUGCCUUGCUACGGUCUGCAGUGCACGAAAGCUGCUCCUCUUGACAGCAUCCAGUCCCUGGCAACCUACUAUUUGACCUGCAUCAGACAGGUUCAGCCAGAUGGGCCGUAUCGAAUCGCUGGCUACUCCUUUGGUGCCUGUGUGGCCUUCGAGAUGUGUUCUCAGCUGCAGACCCAGAGUCAGGCAGUGGAGUACCUCUUUCUGUUCGAUGGAUCACACUCCUAUGUGGCUGCAUACACACAGAGCUACAGAGCCAAGCUGACACCAGGGAAAGAGUCUGAGGCGGAAACUGAAGCCUUGUGUGCCUUCAUCCAGCAGUUCACCGGCAUCGAGUACAACAAGCUUCUGGAGACUCUUCUCCCGCUGUCGGACCUGGAGGCCCGUGUCAACGCGGCGGUGGACCUAAUCACCUCCAGCCACAAGAACAUCAGCCGAGACUCGCUGCACUUCGCAGCCACCGCCUUCUACUACAAACUAAAGGCCGCCGAAGGCUACAUGCCUGCAACAAAGUACCAUGGCAACGUGACGCUACUGCGCGCCAAAACCAGCAGCGAAUACGAACAAAACCUGGGAGCUGACUACAAGCUCAGCGAGGUUUGUGAUGGCAAGGUGUCAGUCCACAUCAUCGAGGGAGACCACCGCACCUUCCUGGAAGGAGAGGGGGUGGAGUCCAUCAGCAGCAUCAUCCACAGCUCACUGGCUGAGCCGCGGGUCACGGCGAGGGAGGGCUAGAUAUGCCCUCACCAGCCACACCCUCCACCGUCACACUAAUUCCACAACAUUCCCGAAAUGGGCCUCUUCCUCCCAGUAGUUCACAUCGUAGGUUUAACUUAUAGAAUAAGUUAAACGGUAUAUAAUACAGUAAGUCUUUGUUUACAUUGUGUGUCCAUUUGCCCUAAUAUCCCAAAUGCACCUUAUUCCUUCUUACUGCACCUUUUGAAAUCUCAUUGGUCAAGUCAUGCAAUAGACACUCUCCCUAACCUAUCAGAGCUCUUGGUAGUCUUUCUAUUGGGUAAAUAAAAUAUGCUGUCAUUCAUGUACAGUAUUUAUGUCAUAAAACCUGUUUUCACCACAUUUAUAAUUAAGAGUAAUAUUAUAAUUACUAAUAAUAUUAGUAAUAUUAUGAUAUAAUAUUACAAUAACAUUGUGAUGAUAUUAUCCAUAGACCGUAGCGAUCGAUGAAACAGAUGGUUUUCACAGGACAUCAUGAAAAGACAGUUUUAAAUUCACCGCGUAUUCACAAGGGGUUUGUUUCUAAUUCGCAGUGCAAUGAAUUAUCAGUGCUCCUGAAAUACCCUCAUGCCCUGAUACUAAGGAUAUCUAAUUAUGCAUGUUCGUAGCCUCACCACUAUCAAAUUGUUGGACCUCAAAAUGUCUUUGCCGUGAAAAAUAAUCGUCAGCACCGGGCACCUCGGUCGGUGUGCGCAUCAGUUGUAUUUCUGUAAUGUACUGCAGCUUCAAUGCAACAGACAUGCAAAUCGUGUUAUCUGGCUUCGCCUCUCAGUACAUUAUUUUUACGAGUUAACAGCCAGUUGGCUAAAGUGCCAUUUAGGUAAUAAGUCAUCUCUCAUCUGCAAUGUUGACCCGCAACUCUCACCUUUUAUCCUGCAGUACUUCAAAAGGAAAUGUGUAGAAAACGAGCUUGUCCUAUUAAGCCAGACAGAUAACUUGUUAGUGGACAACUUGCAUCCUGACUCAUAUUGAAUUGUGCAUGAAAUGAGAUCACACCGCUAGGCAGACAGGCAAUGUAUAUAUCUGAUUAGAUGAGUGGGUCAGUCCUGGCCAACCGACAAACUCGCUGAGUCUAGUGGUUGCCAACAAAUGAUGGACCUCUUUAGGAACACAAGGUCAGUGGUGUUGUUCUGAUGGUGAAAAUCAGUGAGAGUUAACAGUAUUUUAAUAGG
Xiphias gladius (swordfish) is the source of this 10113-nucleotide messenger RNA. It is a transcript of the gene fasn, whose product is annotated as fatty acid synthase. The coding region runs from base 1385 to 8941 and encodes 2518 amino acids. Gene Ontology annotation, biological process: fatty acid biosynthetic process. The transcript is spliced from 42 exons. Gene Ontology annotation, cellular component: cytoplasm. The record is from RefSeq and is a predicted model, not a curated record. Lineage: Eukaryota; Metazoa; Chordata; Actinopteri; Istiophoriformes; Xiphiidae. Gene Ontology annotation, molecular function: 3-oxoacyl-[acyl-carrier-protein] synthase activity; oxidoreductase activity; fatty acid synthase activity.